Colletotrichum truncatum is the source of this 1368-nucleotide messenger RNA. RefSeq lists its product as uncharacterized. The record is from RefSeq and is a predicted model, not a curated record. Gene Ontology annotation, molecular function: SUMO-ubiquitin ligase activity. Lineage: Eukaryota; Fungi; Ascomycota; Sordariomycetes; Glomerellales; Glomerellaceae.
AUGCCGGGCUUCAUCCCGUUUCUGCCCACGCCGCCGCUGCCGCAACCGACACGAGCCGCCUCAUCUUCAUCCUCUUCUCGACCUGUGAAUAGCUUCCUCGGCGCUGACCGGGGUCCUCCAAGAGGCAGCAGCAGUCAGGCACCGAUUGAACUUGACAGCGAUUCAGAACCCACUUCAGCUUCAGGGCCCCAAACCGCCGCCGCCACAACUACCACCACUACUGCUACUUCUACCACCAACUCUCAACCUCUCCACCAAAAUUCUGAACCACAACACCUCAAUAUUUGGAGUUGGGGCCUGUUGACGCCCGAUAGCACACAACAACCCCAAGCCCUGCCUUCCUUUUCCGACUUAUCUGCCAAUCUGGAUCUUGGAUCUUUCGACGCAGCUACCUACUUUGGCGCUACUGCCGCCCCGCACACACCUGCCCGCGAGCCGAACAGCGACGAUCUUCUAUCCGCAUUAAUUGACGGGAACUUCUCCUCGCCCUCGUCAUAUCCGCAAUCCUUAGGCAAUCGACAGUCGAGCGGAUACACGAACAGCUCGAGAUCCCACAAUCCGCUCCAGUGCCAGCCCUCGGGCACGUCACUUCGACCGAACAGUUUCGCCCAAAACAGCAGCGACUCGCCACACAACAACACCACUGCCACGUCGGCGGUGACAGCCCCCAGACGACCGACGCCUCACCCAAGUUACUUAGACGGCGAGAUCGAGGAGUCCCUUUUCGUGAGUUCGGACAACGAGCCUGAGGACGCCAUGCCUGUUCAGACUCGUCGAAGAGCGUCUACCAUAAUAAGCUCUGAUCACGAGCCGGAGGAAGUUGUACCCCCGUCCACACGCAAGAGAUCUGCGCCUUCCAACGCGCCAUCAAGAGAUACGCCCGCUUCGACCAAAAGACGGCGAACAUCACAAGCCUCAGCCACGCGCAAUCGGGUAACACCGAGUGCUUUGCAUGCAACACCCCCAAAGGUCGAGGACGAAGAUGACAUUUUUGGCGACAAGGAGGCGUUGAAAGGAGAGGAAAAGGACGAGAAAGACGAAAACAUCAUCGACCUCGCGGCCUCUAACGAGGUGCCGCAGGAGAUGCUUGUUCCAAAGGAGGACAAGAGAACUAAAAUCUCGGCUUUUCAGUGUGUUAUCUGCAUGGACGAUGUCACUGCUUUAACAGUUACACAUUGUGGCCAUCUUUUUUGUUCCGAGUGUCUUCACUCUGCGCUAAACGUGGACGCCACGAAGAAUAAGUGCCCAAUAUGCAGGCAAAAAAUCGAGACCAAGGAUCGGAGCGACUACACUUCGAAAACCAAGGGUUUCUGGCCCCUAGAGCUGAAGCUGAUGACGGCAAGCCGUAAGGGCAAGCAACGAGCAUGA